UUGAAUGAGAAAAGAUAAUUUCUAUGGAGAAACAAUUUACCAUUGAUAUAUAGUGAUUUUAUUGUGGAGCAUACUCUUUUAAAACGAUUUGUUUGUUGAUCAAUAGAUCACAGCGAUGUUGCAUUGAUUUAUGUGUUUGGGACUAUUCUGCGCAAAAGACAUUUAUUACGGAUUUUUUCCAUUGUAAAGCAACUGCUGUUUAAAAAUUGAAGUGGGUCAAAGAUAACAUGAAUAUUAUUGCGAUAAUAUUACAUAUGAUUUCAAAAUAUGGCAGCGAAAUAUUCAUUGACAUGUGGCUUACGGAAAUUAUCAAUAGUGACACAUUAUGUAGAAUAAAGCCCGUUUACAUCGCAGGCGAUGGACUCUACGUGUAUGAUGAAAAUAACAACCUCAUCAUAUAGAAAGUGCAAAUAACGGAAAAGAUAAGGGCAACUUCAACAUAUUUCGAGCUAAUUAUGUAUUAAAUGUUAAAUUAUAAUGUACAGUGACGUUACGCUUCAGAGUUCGAUUUAAAGGGCUUUCCCGACGGUCAAAUGCAAUGGCGUUUCUCGAUGAUAUAGAGAAAGCAAUCUUCGGAGAUAUCAACACAACGGGUGUUCCUCGAAUUCAAGAGUUGUUACAGUUUGCUAACGAGUCGAGAAACCUGUCGUUCCACCAAGAAGAACUUGACGACGAGGAGUCAAACGUAUGUGGACGGGUAUUUCUAAUACUCGCGUACAGCAUUAUCAUUGCGAUCUCGUUGUUCGGUAAUACAUUGGUAUGUCACGUGAUAUUUAAAAACAAACGGAUGAGGACGGUUACUAACACAUUCAUCGCAAACCUCGCCGUUUCGGAUCUCCUUCUGACAUGCAUCAAUGUACCUUUUAAUAUAGCGCGUAAUCUCAUUGAAAACUGGCCAUUUGGGAGCGUCAUGUGUCAUUUGAUGAACUUUUCGUUAAUGGUGUCAUCUUAUGUGUCCACGUUCACCCUACUUGGAAUUGCAUUAGAUCGUCAACAAGUCUUAAUGUACCCUCUUAGUCCCAGAAUAAGCAAACCAAUAGGUAUCGUUGUGAUAACUAUCAUUUGGAUGGUCGCUAUAGGUUUGUCGCUACCAUUUGGACUUUACAACAAAGUUCAAACUGUUGAUUUCUUCUUCAAAAAAGUUAAAAGAUGCACAUCGGACUUUCCAAUCCCAAGUGAUAAAUGGGAGAAAUAUUUGACAAUAACGACCUUUCUUUUGCAAUUUAUCAUACCUCUGACAGUAAUCGGCUUCACAUAUGGAAGAAUUGCUAGAAAGCUCUGGGUUCGAACUCAUGUCGGAGCAGUGACGCAAAACCAACAGGUGUCUCAACAGAAAGCCAAACGUAAAAGCAUAAAAAUGUUGAUGGUGGUUGUGGUAGUGUUCGCAUUAUGUUGGAUGCCAUUGAACUUGUACCAGGUGCUCGCUGAUUUCAAUCCAGACCACUUUAGCAGUACAUCGUUUUUUAUUUGCCAUUGGAUUGCUAUCAGUUCAACAUGUUAUAAUCCGUUCGUUUACUGCUGGUUAAAUGAAGCAUUUCGGGAGGAGGUUAAGUCCCGGUUCAAAUGUUGUUUCCCAAAGUCAAAGCGUGUGCACCCCGGUGUAAUUAUAGAUGGUGCGCUUAUAAGAUCAGAUCGUAGCUAUCAUAAACUGAUUUCAAAAACCCCGUCAACCAACAGACGGACUUCAACUUCGAACCGACCAAACGCAUUGUACAAACUAAAAACAGAUAUUCCAACGAAAGAACAAUCAGAGGACCUAAUUGCGUCGCCUGACACUGGUAAUCCAGUUAGCGACGUUUCAGUAAGCGGAGCAACAAUUAGUGGCGCGCUAGAGACUGUCCUGGAAUUUCCAGAGCUGUGUAUUACAGAAAACAUUGAACUCUGCAUUACGGAGAAUGGUAAUGAUUUCGACCUAAUUCCGAAAGGUGGACACAUGUCCACAGGAUAUUGCUGAUAUUAUAUAUAUUUGUUUGGUUAUGUAAUAUACUGCACUAUUUUGAACAGAAAAAUAUCAAUAUUAAAGUAUUUACUGAUAAUUCUACAUGAGAUGAUCUGAAUUAUCAUUUACUAACUCAUCCUUUUCUGAUAAAGUUAUCUGUUUAACACAAAAAUGUCGUAAAUAAUUAAUAAAUUGUGUUAUUAAGGUCAGAAUUAAAUAAAAAUAUCGUAGUAGUUUUUUUUUCUAAAUUCAUUGUUUUUGUAAAUCAUUAUUAUGUGUCUAUCUUGACAUAAAUUUUGUUGCAGAUUAAGUUUUUUGAUAAUCGUAUGCGUUAAUGAAAUGAAUGUUUAUCUUAAAUGCGAAAGAAAUAGCAAAUUUAGACAUAUGAUUUACCUCUUAAAUUAAAGUGCAAAUUUAGCCAAUAUAUUACAUCAUGAUUUUAUUUAAAUCAACAUUUCCUUGAAUAUAAUAUCAUAUGCGUUUAUAUAUUUAAUGGAUUCAACUUUGAAAUACAAUAAAAUCCUCAGCGAAAGCAAAUUAACACAUC
Molecule: messenger RNA, 2486 nt
Organism: Mya arenaria
Lineage: Eukaryota; Metazoa; Mollusca; Bivalvia; Myida; Myidae
Product: G-protein coupled receptor 83-like
Exons: 1
Coding region: 539-1954 (471 amino acids)
Biological process (GO): G protein-coupled receptor signaling pathway
Cellular component (GO): plasma membrane; neuron projection
Molecular function (GO): neuropeptide Y receptor activity; neuropeptide binding
Source: RefSeq, a predicted model, not a curated record